This is a messenger RNA of Anopheles gambiae (African malaria mosquito), 1131 nucleotides long. RefSeq lists its product as uncharacterized. The coding region runs from base 461 to 1081 and encodes 206 amino acids. The transcript is spliced from 3 exons. The record is from RefSeq and is a predicted model, not a curated record. NCBI's taxonomy places the organism in Eukaryota, Metazoa, Arthropoda, Insecta, Diptera, Culicidae.
AUAGAAAGCAAUUAACUUUCGUGGUAUUAUUUUGAGCUCCGAGCUCCGUUGUUCCUGAAAUACACACCAUUCCAUCUUCCAAAGAACGUUGAAUACGACACCCCCGAAUAGAACCCUUCACCUACUCUACACACCACCACCACACUAGCACAUCCAACCGGAUUACAGAACGGCUCCAAACGCCGUUUGCUCAAUCCGAGACUUACUCAUAAAAACUACCGAACGCACAUGUGCACCGCCGGAUUGGUUACGCUUGCCUGGCAAACGACCAGCCAGAUGAGCCGCACACCAGCCACAGCGCUCCCCUGAUCCUGCGCCUCGUAACUGAUCUGCGCUAACAAUGGCCAAACCGGCACAGUAGUUGUGAUACUUCGGUUGCUCGACCUGGGCUGGAUGUGUAGAUGCAGAUUGUUUGCUACUCUCGAACGUACAGUUCCUGCUGGUAGACGGUGCACGCUGGAUGUACACGCUCGGUGCGAUGAGUUGCUGCUGUUUGGUCGUUUCCUACCAUUUGAUCGUCAAUUUAGUGGACCGUUUUUCGGAGGUGUUGCGCGAUCUCGUGUACUGCCGUUGUCGACGGGCAGAGCAAUUUGAUGACUGUGAAGUGACGGCGGGCGAUUCCGUGGAGCCGACGAUCCAGCUGUCUUCGGCCAGUGUGUUGACAAACAAACCACGCUACGUGGUGAUCAAUGAUACGGUUGAGCUAGAACCCUUUUACUACGACAUCGAUCGACGAUACUGUGAGCUGCUUUUGCGGGAUCGUCCCGCCGGGACGUGUAUAGUGAGACCGUUCAAGCUAAAACACGAAACGAUUCGCUACAUCCUUUCGAUCCGUGCGCCGGACACUUACUUCCACCUGUUUAUUCGACACGCCGGCAAGAAUGGCAUGUACGCCCUCGGGUUGGAAAAGGAGCAGGAAAAGCGGUUCAAGUUUCCCACCGACAUCGUGCGCUACUACCAGGCCCACCUGCUCGAGUGUAGCCGGGCUAGCCGGGCGUGCACGAAGCUGCAGCUUCAGCCGCUACCGAUUUCGGACGUGCUCGAGGCGCGACGACCCAACGCUCCAGCAAAGACGACUUAAAAAGUAUACAAAUAAAAUUUUAUUUCCACAGUAAAAAUACACCCAGAAAA